Paramuricea clavata is the source of this 1502-nucleotide messenger RNA. Lineage: Eukaryota; Metazoa; Cnidaria; Anthozoa; Malacalcyonacea; Plexauridae. The record is from the annotation of a GenBank genome assembly.
GAAAAUGUUUAACAAAUUGUAUUAUCGUUUUAGGUAACACACGUCUACCAGAUAGUCGAGUAUACCCCUAAGCCAUGCUUCAAACCUUUCAGUGACGCUGUAUCGGAUGCUCGUCGUGCUGGUGAUGCAGACCCCUCCAAAGCCAUCAUCGCGGACACGAUGAAAUUGGUCGGGAAUAGGUGAGUUUUAAAAUCACGCUGUCGUGACGUAUUCAAGAAAUACUCAUUUUUUGUAUUUCUAUAGGUGAGUUUUAAAAUCACGCUGUCGUGACGUAUUCAAGAAAUACUCAUUUUUUGUAUUUCUAUACAGCUCAUACGGGAAGACCAUCACCAACAAAGAGCGUCAUCGCAAGGUGGAUUACUGCAACGAUGAUGAGGUUUCUGAAUUAAUCAACUCACCAUUCUACCGCCAAAUGAACGUGAUCGACGAUGACACCUACGAAGUGGAAAGUGCUAAGAAGAAAAUAAAGUUGGACUUACCACUACAGGUAUGUAUUGCAUGAUCAUUUCGUCAUUAGAAAUAUAGAUUAAUAAAUUAUUCUUAUUUUACAGGUGGGGUUCUUCGUGUACCAGUAUGCGAAACUCCGAAUGUUACAGUUUUACUACGACUGUUUAGAUACAUACCUUGACCGUUCCGAUUAUGAGUAUUGCGAGAUGGAUACAGACAGUGCCUAUAUCGCUAUUAGUGGUGAAAGUGUUGAAGAAUUGGUCAAGCCUGGUUUAAGAGAGGCGUUUGAGAACGAUAAAUGUAACUGGUUUCCUCGUUCCGAUACAACUGAACAUGCGAAAUACGACAGGAGAAAACCGGGAUUGUUUAAAGUGGAAUGGGAAGGGGAUGGAAUUGUAUCUUUAUGUAGUAAGACGUAUUAUUGUUUUGGGGAGAAAGAUAAAUAUAGUUGCAAGGGUGUAAAUAAGAAAAAUAAUGUAAUUAAUAAAGAUAAAUAUUUAGAUGUGCUUUUAAGUAAACGUAGUGGGUCGGGUGUAAAUAGGGGUUUUAGGGUUUUAAAUAAUACUAUGUGUACAUAUGUUCAAGUUAAAAACGCUUUUAGUUAUUUUUAUCCAAAACGUAAAGUUUUGGAGGACGGUGUGUCAACAAUUCCUUUAGAUAUUUAGUUUGUAAAUAGUCAAUAUAUAUUUUUCAAAAACAUGUUGUGUAUUUCUCUCUCCCCCUCUCCCAUGCAGAGUUUCAGGGACAAAAUAAGUCCCGCACGGGACAAACAGUCCCGCAGGGACACUUUGAGCGUUUCUGGGACUUCUGGGACAAAAAAAGUCCCGUGCGGGACAUUUAUAUAAGAGAUGGGAGUCCGGUAAGGUUUUCAUUCUACAUCAUGCCUCGAAAGCGUAAAGACUGUCCGAUUUGUGGCAAGAAAAAUUUGUUGAAAUUAUCUAACCAUUUAGCAGGUGUUCAUGAACUUUCCACCGCACAAAGACAACCUUUCCUUAUACGUGCCAAAUGUGCACCUUUGGACCUGGAAGUAGUUUUAACUGAAUUGUAUAGACUCA